Molecule: messenger RNA, 1141 nt
Organism: Uranotaenia lowii
Lineage: Eukaryota; Metazoa; Arthropoda; Insecta; Diptera; Culicidae
Exons: 3
Coding region: 110-1141 (343 amino acids)
Source: RefSeq, a predicted model, not a curated record
UUAGCCUUCGUUGGAUUCGGACGUUUGGCAACGCGCUCGGCAUCCACAUUCAAAAGGCAAAAGUUCGUUUUUAUGGAAGAAGAAGAAGCUGAAAGUGUGAACCGUUGAGAUGAGCCCCUCACCAGGAGGACAACAGGAUAGGACCAUACCAGAUUGGAUGGAUCCUGGAAAUCAUUAUGAAAGAGUUAGUUAUUUGUAUCUUCAAGCAAAACAAGGAUUUGAUCUUCCCAAUAAUCCGUUUGUUAUUGGGAGAUCUAUUGAGCAACACGUGGGACAAAUUGAAGGUGGCUAUUUCGAAAGAAAUAAAAAGAGAUAUGUACUGAGAAUCAGAAACAAAGAGCAAGCCAGAAAGCUACUUGACCUUGAGGUUCUCAUGGAUGGAACACCAAUAGCAAUUGGCUACCAUCCCGAGUUGAAUUUUCGGAAAUUUGUUGUCGUGUGCAGUGAGGUCGAAGGUAUGACCGACGACGAGCUGCUCAAAGAACUUUUACCGCAAAAAAUAACAGCUGUCCGUCGUAUUACCAAAAAAACAACUACAGGAAUAAUUGGGACUUCCACUUUAAUUCUAACGAUUAACUCGACAGUGGUGCCAGAAUUCAUUACCUUCGGCUUCAUUCGUUUACGAACACGAAUCUACUAUCCUCAACCACUAAUUUGUCGACAUUGCCUUCAAUAUGGACAUCCGAAAAAUAAAUGUCUGAACGAGAAAGCGUGUAUCGUGUGUUCCGGUAAUCACAGCAGCGAUCUAUGCACCGCCCAAGCCGCCGCUCGCAAAAUUGCAGAAACACCCUGUACCAUCAGCUACGCAGCAGUUGUUAAAAACCAGCACGAAGUCUACAACCAAGAAAAAAGAAAACAGCAUCCGAAAAAACAAACACUGAAUGAUUUAACAGAACAACAGGCAAUCCAGAAAAGAGCACAUCACCCGACAGAAGAAACAACUCCAGCUAAAAACCUGACUGCUUCACCACCCAGCAAAAAAUUGACCCCUCAACCAUCUACGCAAGCAACGGAAGAUGGAAUUGAAGACACGCCACAAAAGGAGAGUGGCAAAAUGACCAUCGAUGCACUAGAACAGUCGCCUAAAACUUCGGUUGGCGCUAUGCAACAACUCUCCGUUAACGUUAACAUCAUCUCUUAA